This is a messenger RNA of Aspergillus candidus, 1148 nucleotides long. RefSeq names its product actin-related protein 2/3 complex subunit 5 family protein. NCBI's taxonomy places the organism in Eukaryota, Fungi, Ascomycota, Eurotiomycetes, Eurotiales, Aspergillaceae. Bases 447 to 1034 code for a protein of 195 amino acids. Gene Ontology annotation, molecular function: actin filament binding. The record is from RefSeq and is a predicted model, not a curated record. Gene Ontology annotation, cellular component: actin cytoskeleton; Arp2/3 protein complex; cytoplasm. Gene Ontology annotation, biological process: Arp2/3 complex-mediated actin nucleation; regulation of actin filament polymerization. The transcript is spliced from 2 exons.
CCGCCGCAUCAUCACCGCCCACCUCAUCAUCAUUCCAGUCCAGCUCCAUUCACCCCUCCCCUUAUACACUCCACCGACUCCGCAAACACUAACUAGACUCUGUCUUUUUCUCUGCCUACCUUCAGUCAGUUUUUUUUGCAGGAAGCCAGGGACUAUACGCUGCGUGUCACCGACACCACCGACUGGUACACUCGUCUCCCCGCUCAGGUCAGUAAAGCUGUCAGUGGCAUGGCAUGGCUUAGUUAGGAGAGUUAUGCACUGAUCUAACAUUUCAGAAAUAGUCAGUGUUUCUCAAUACCCCAUUAAAACUCCACACUUCCUCCGACGAGUCAACCAAUCCAUCAAUCGAACAACCCAACCCAAACCAACCAACUCAACCCCCUAACACACCCCACCAUCCCAACCAACAACCCAACCCAAACAAGUCAAAGAACAAACCAACCAAAAUGGCCCAAAUCAACUACCGCACAAUCAACGUCGACGCCUUCGACCCCGACUCCUCCGUCAACUUCCCCAUGGACAGCCUCCUGCCCGCGACGCUCCCCGCACCCAGCAACGCCAGCGAAGCCGCCAACGUCGCGACCCAAGUCCGCCAGGUCCUCCGCAGCGGCGAUGCAGAGGGCGCCCUGCGCUACGUGCUGGACACGGCGCCGCUGGCAGGCGACGACCGCGCCAAGGAAGUCCACAUGGCGACCGUCGUCGAUGUCCUCCAGGGGAUCCGGCAGGGGGAGAUGACGCGCGUGCUGGACGCUGUGUGCACCGGUGAGGGAGGGUCGGAGAGGGCGGAUUGCUUGAUGAAGUAUUUGUACAAAGGAAUGGGUGGCUCCCAGGCACCCGGCAGCGGAACGCAGACUCCCAAAACCCCCGGCUCGCCGCAAGUGUCGGGAGGGUUCUCGCAGAUCCAGGCGCGCAAUUUCGGCGAGGGCGGCAGUGCGCAGCAGAUGAGCGUUUUGCUGAGUUGGCAUGAGAAGCUGGUGGAGGUUGCUGGGAUGGGGACUGUCAUGCGGGUUAUGACUGAUCGGAGGACUGUUUAACUUUAUUUCAUUCUUCAUUUCACCUCUUCAUUUCAUAAAUCUGUAAGUAGUGAGUCGAUGGUGGUAUACAUAUUGUGAUAGAAGGACGGCUAAGGUAGUUGUCUGCGAGUGAAU